AUGUACAACAUUUCUGUGUCAACAGUUGACCAGAUCGACAGAAAGGCCAACGCCUACUUCCGACGGUGGUUAGGUGUGCCGAGAUGUCUCUCAUCUGUCGCUCUGUAUGGCAAGAACAAGCUCAACCUUCCUUUCUCGUCAAUUGCAGAAGAUUUCAAGUUAGAAAAGGUCCGACUGGUGUUGGAAUUGGAGGGCUCUCAGGACCCUUCAGUGAGAGCAGCAAACCAAGGCCUUAGCACCGGAAAGAAAUGGAGUGCAAGUACCUCCAUAAGUCAAGCCAUCAGUAGACAACAACACAAAGACCUGGUGGGAUCAGUCCAAGUGGGGCGAGCAGGUUUUGGCUGGGGCAAGAGAGACCAAAGGUGGAAAAGUGCGAACCCCAGGGAAAGGAGACAGUUGGUUAUCCAAGAGGUUAAGAGGAUGGAGGAGGAGAGGCGGAGAGUAACAGCAGUCGGCCAGAGCCAACAGGGAGCCUGGCUCAACUGGGAAGGCGCAGUGGAGAGGAGGCUCACGUGGAGCGAUCUGUGGAGCAUGCAGAAUGCUAGGUUGAGUUUCCUCCUCCGCUCAGUGUAUGAUGUCCUCCCCAGCCCCUACAACCUCACACGUUGGUAUAAGAAUGAGGAGUCUUGUCAACUGUGCGGCCAAGCCCAAGCUGACCUGAAACACAUUCUAUCUAACUGCAAAAUUGCCUUACAACAGGGUCGUUACACAUGGAGGCAUAACAAGGUGCUCAGGCUAAUUGCAGUGAUGCUGGAGGAGGUGAGGAAGAAAGCCAAAGGUGCUACUGCACGAACACAACCAAUCCAGUUUGUAAGGGAGGGCCAGAAGCCCAAAUCAGCAGACAGCAACAACAUCAACACUGGCGGCGGCCCACUGAGUAGAGGGAAAUGGGAAAUGGCAGUAGAUCUUGAUAGACAACUCCGUUUUCCAAGUACAAUUUGUGUCACACAGUUGAGACCCGAUUUGGUUCUGUGGUCAGAGGACCAGAAGUCUGUGCUGAUUAUAGAACUCACCGUUCCAUGGGAAGAGAAUAUUCAAGAGGCCUACGAGAGGAAGAAACUAAAAUACGAAGAGUUAGCUGAUCAAUGUAAACAACAAGGGUGGAGAAGCAGAGUCUACCCAGUCGAGGUCGGAACCAGAGGGUUUGCAGGAACAUCCCUCCUACGCUUGUGUAGGGAUCUACAGAUACAGGGGAAGUUACAGUCUCAGUUUGUCAGGCAGGUGACUGAAGAGGCAGAAAGAAGCAGCUUUUUCCUGUGGAUUAAAAGGAAGGACAAGUGUUGGAAGAAAGCCGUCCAGAAGUGA
Branchiostoma floridae (Florida lancelet) is the source of this 1305-nucleotide messenger RNA. RefSeq lists its product as uncharacterized. NCBI's taxonomy places the organism in Eukaryota, Metazoa, Chordata, Leptocardii, Amphioxiformes, Branchiostomatidae. The transcript has a single exon. The record is from RefSeq and is a predicted model, not a curated record. The coding region runs from base 1 to 1305 and encodes 434 amino acids.